This is a messenger RNA of Cydia pomonella (codling moth), 15356 nucleotides long. RefSeq names its product hydrocephalus-inducing protein-like. Lineage: Eukaryota; Metazoa; Arthropoda; Insecta; Lepidoptera; Tortricidae. The record is from RefSeq and is a predicted model, not a curated record. Gene Ontology annotation, cellular component: axoneme. Gene Ontology annotation, biological process: cilium movement; axonemal central apparatus assembly.
CGCAGCUAUUUCCGCACAUAGUGAGCUCUGGCCCGCGACUCUACGCCUUGCGAAAUGGUUUUUAUCAACGGCUAGACGACAUGUAUCAACAUUAGUGGUUUACCGUGCAUUGUUUUGGUCGUUGGACAUGAAACCCGUUCGGUGUUGGGGGACAAUGAGCUUAAGACUACGGGAAGAGCGAAGAUCUGUGCCGGGACGUGGGGUAACAAAUUUAAGUUUUGAACGGAGAUAAUCUGGGACGGACGGGUCAAACAAGAUUGAGUACAGAGUACAUAGAAUACGAAGGGACCAACGCUCUCGAAUAGGGAGCCAACGGAAUGAGGAGAUAUGGUCAUACUUACGAAGUCCGAACACGAACCGAAUGCAGCUAUUAAGGAGCCGGUCAAAUUUAUUCAAAGAAUAUUGAGUGAGAUUAGUGUAACAAACAUCAGCAUAAUCAAGGACAGGCAGAACAAGAGCUUGGACGAGGAGAGUUUUUGUGCUGACCGGGAGAAAAUGUUUAAAACGAUAGAGUGCUCUUAACAUGUUAAUUACUCUACGACUGACGUCGAACACCUGAGGUUCCCACGGGCUCACCUAUUGUCGAUUGUUAGCCCUAGGUUCUACACAUCUGUUUCAAAGAGAACAGGUGCCAAUUCAGCAGUAUUUACCAAUGCGAGUAAGCGGGUGCUGCCAAGUAGUGUUACGGUACCUAAAAAGACAAAUUAUUGGUAGGAUUAUGUCUCACAUAAACGGCUACUUAUUUACAUCAGUUCGUUCAUGGAAGCCCCAAAUGGCUAUUUAAGAGGUGUAUAAAACUUUGUCUUUGAUUAUUGAUUGGUUUUUAAUUUUCCCUCCUUAGUAACGCCAUGACAUUUAGGUUUUCCUUGUAAACAAAAACUGUCAAACGUGUAUGUUUUUGCGGUAUGGAAAUAUAUACGCAAUUUAAACAAAAUGGGUAUUUCACAGCGGAUCUCUAUCAUUUAUUGUUUAAGAAGAAGAUUGUGGACACAGAAGAAGUGAUAAUCCCGUCCGAAUAUGCUAAGGAAAUUAAACUCAGUACCCAGGAGCGAUUGCAAACCCUUCACAAAGUAGAAGUGGACAACAUAGUCACCGUGGGCGCUAAACACAACCCAGCCAGUGUAAUCUUAGAGUUCACGCCGAAGCUCCUCGUAUUUCAGAAUUUUAAACCAAAUGAAAAAGUCACUACGAAGUUUUCCGUUACGAAUAUUAGCAAGGCUUCCACACACUUGAACAUGAUAUACAAGGAGUCUUCGUUGAUCUCCGUGAAGCCGGCAGGCGGGAAGCUGCUGUCGCGGCUGGCGCCCGGCAUCAGCGUGACCUUUAACGUCAUCUUCCGACCCGACACGUUCACAGACUUUGCGCACAAGGUCACAUUUAGCACCGAUAAGGACCAGUAUGUGUUGCCUAUUUUUGCUAUGGGUCCUAGGCCUGUGUUUGAUUUUCCUGAUGAAAUUACCAUACCAGCAGCGCCUUUAAAAGUUCAAAAUCAUGUCAUUGUGUUGGUACAAAACAUUGGUUUGACGUCAGCUGGCUUCAAGUUGGACACGAAAUGUCCAUUUUCACUUGAACCAAGAUCAGUUUAUUUAAAUCCAGACGAAAAUGUUGAAAUAAAGGCAAUUGUUAAAACAAUGCGCCAAGGACACAUAGAAGGCACGUUAUUCGCAUUGUUUGAAACCGGCGAAAUAUUUAAAAUAAGACUUAUCGGAUCAACAUUUCUGGUCAGCAUUCAACUUGAAAAGCAGGUGGUCAGGUUUUUAGAAACAUACAAGACGAUGGUGCGGCAGCAAACCUUUAAGAUCACCAACAAAUCUGAACACCUUCUCACCUACAUGUGCAUGAAAAAUGAAGAUGUCAUACAAGAUUUUGACGAGAAAGUGAAACUAGCACAUAUACUUUACGAAUUUAAAAGAAACGAAUCAGCGAAGUGCCAAAAACUCGUAUACUACGAUGUUUUAAACAGUGACGAACAUGACCGUGUGUAUACUCGGAUAUUCUUUGACCAGAUACAUUCUCUCGUAGUCGAUGAAACGUUACAUUUCCAGGACACCCAUUUUUCUAUUACACCCAUUCAAGGAAAACUAUGGCCAAAUAAAUCGACAGAACUGACGAUAACUUUCAACCCGCAAGCAAUAGGCGAGUUUAGAGCUGUAGCCUACUUGGACAUGGACGGCACACCAGAUCGCAUGCCGCUUUCUAUGGUCGGGACCUCUUUGCCUCCGGAAAUCGUUCUCAAUUUGGAAACCUUGGAUAUGGAUCGUGUUUAUAUAAACAAGAAGUACAACUUUGAAAUACUUGCGAUCAAUAAAGGUCACAUAAACGGUGUGAUAGUAUACCAGGACACGCCGACACUGUUUGGCAGCCACGUGACGUGCUCGCCCGCACUGCGUUGCCUGCGCCCCGGUGAACAGGACAUCUUCGUCAUCUCCUUCAGCAAUUCAAACCAGGGACCGUACUUUGAGGAAGUCAACUUCCUCAUACGCGAUACGGAGGUGGUGUUGAAAUUAUAUUUGAAAGGAGAAGUGAUUUACCCGUCUGUAAGGUUUAGUAUACCCAGUUUGGACUUUGGGACUGUGAGCCUUGGAGUACCGACAACCUUAGAAUUUGACGUUAUAAAUGAAUCAAUUGUGGAUGUGAGUGCAUCAGUAAAAAUUUCAUCGGAUGGUCCGGAAGUGAGCAGUAUAAUGUUGGUUGACUACGCUUUGGCGGAAAUACCAAAGCCAGAAAUUCCUCAAUGGCCGAGAGAAUUUGACAUACAGCCAGCAAAAAUUUAUUUGGGGCCUGAAUCCAGGAUUUCUCUAAGGGUAACAUUAACUGCAAAUUUGAUACGAGCAAAUCAGACAUCUCUCGAAUUGGAGCUAGAGAAAUCGGACAGUCCUCCAAUUAUUUUACCAGUGACUUUCGACGCGAGAGUUCCCGAGAUCACUCCCGCGCCAGAUAUCAAUCUGCGCGCAUGUUUUUUGGAUUUUCCUUAUCAAUAUGAAAUACAAGUUCAAGCGAACGAGAUAAAAGGAUACUACACUCUUUUAGAGCAGGAAGAAGAGACGACGUUACAAGUCAUAGUCGGUAAUAAAGAAGGAUUUAUAAAGCCUCAUAGUGUUAUUACAUUUCCAGUUACUAUAAGAACAUGCGCUCUUGGUGUUCAAGAGUAUAUGAUCAGGAUAAAUCUGUUCGGAUUGUCAAAGCCCGUGGACAUAUGCCACGUUUUAGAGUGCGGAGUCCGGCCGAUCGUCACCUGCACUCCUAUGGCUCUGCAUUGGGGUCAGGUGAAGUUACUCAGCAGAACGCGGAAGACUUUAACUCUGACCAAUGAUUCGCCGGUCGUCGUGCACUACAGAGCUUCGGUGUUAAACCGCGACGGCAGAUGGCAGAUCCAGCCCAGCGAGGGGCAGAUCGAGCCCGAGAGCGAAACAGAUUUAUGUCUCACGCUUUAUCUGGUCGAUGCUGACACGUAUGUUAACAAGGCUGUGGUUCAGCUGGAAAGAGUUAAAGACAUUCUUAUCCCCCUGUCAGCCACUGGAGCGGGAACAAGCAUUGUAGUUGGUGAGCUACGUGAUCGAGUAAUUCUUGGGCGACAUUUUACGAAUUUUCCUCUAAACUUUAAGGUAGACAUGGAAAAUAAAGGAACGCGAAUGCAUGCUUUAGAAUGGAGCGAACAUUACAAAGCACCCAAGACGCAACCGCUAACUGCUGGUUUCUUUAACCUGGAACCUAGAGUUUUCAAAAUGGCAGCUGGAGAAAAAAUGGAAUUAACAAUAACAGGCGUUUCUCAUAAAGUAACGACUGUUAAGGAAAUGUGGUACUUAGUAGGCAGCGUGGAAGGCAUAAAUAAAAAAGAACUUUUAUUGGAGUGUGAAAUUAUUGCCGAAUUUGUGGAUCCUAAAAUAGAAGUGUCGACAUCACUCUUAGAGUUACAAUAUGAUUUUGGACCAUACAGCGAGUACUAUAAAUUAACUGAAAUAGUAACAAUUAAAAAUGUAUCUAAAUUACCUUUGGAUAUAGAUAUAAAUGUUAAACCUCCCUUUGUAAUUAUCAAAAAGAAGAGUACGUAUAAGGUUGCGCAGGAGGAUGCAAACAUGUGUGCCUGCAUCUGUUAUCGAGAGAGUGAUUUAGAUGUAGCCAAUAUCCUCAAACUUGGAGCCAAGCAAUCAAAAAUAUUCAUAGACUAUUUGACAUUAAAACCAGUUGAACCAUUAAGAAAGGGGGCGCUGAACUUUUAAGAUAUAAAUAAAAUUAAAAUGGCAUUUAAUUUAACCCAAAAUGUUGAAGAGCGACUAGAAGAUCAAGAAGUUAUGAAAUUACAGAUUUUGUUUGAUACUACAAAACACAUGAAUUUGAAAUCUAGAAUCUAUAGUGAUUCCAUGAGAAUUCAGUUCAAAGGGCAUAAAAAUAAGGAUGCUGUUAAAAUAAUUGGAAGAAUAAAUUUUCCCAAUAUAUUAGUUAUCUCGCCACGGAUAGACUUUCAAUGCAUUGUAAAUAGCAGCAUCGAAAGCAAAACAAUACAACUUCAAAACCUUACACCGCUGCUAGUUUGUUUCAGAUUCCAAUGGAAAAAGUGUGUCAUUAGUAGUAAUGUCAUGCCUGAAAUACCUGAAUUGCAGUUACCAUGUAAAGAUGGCGAUAUCAAUACUUCAUCAUAUUAUGAGACAGAUACGGGGUUUACAAAACCAGGAGAUAAACUAAAAGAGAUAAUGGGUGCGGGAUAUCGCGCUCCAUUUCACUCUCCAAAUAGUCCAAAUGAUACAUUGGAAAAAUCCGACCAAAAGGCAUCUGCUUUAACAUCAAACGUUCCGUUCAGUGAUGAAAGUGCUUUUAUUCCUGAAUCCGGAGAUGUGAAUAUACCAAGAACCAAAAUAAUUCGAAAAAUCGCUCCAAUGAUACCUUUUCAAUACGAUAUGAAAUUUCCUUGGAUUUGGAAAUUCCGUAAAUUAGAACAUGGCAAUAAAAUAGACACAAACCAAUUACUAAGAGUCACGCCAUUUAAAGGACUGAUGAAACCCAAUGAUUGCCAAAAUAUUCACAUCAUAUUUAAUCCAAGUUGGAAUGUAAAUGUUAAAGCUGUACUGGAAUGCGAAGUAUUAGGAGGACCAUCGGAGUUUAUUAGCGUCACAGGCCAAAGUUCAGAGAUAAAAUACAAUAUCAAUACUCAUAAGUUGAAUUUCAAAAUCCGAUCUUUCCAUGACAAUGAAACUGAGUUAUUGAUUUUAACUAAUACUGCAAGAUUGGUUUUUGAAUAUAAGACGUAUUUGAAUGAACCAAAGUUCGAGACUGAGCUCAACGGUACGAUACUGGAUCUGUUGCCUUCAGAAAGUACCUUACAACCAGAGGAGAAGAUAGAGAUACAGGUUGUGGUACGACCUGGUGUGCUAGGUUACUUUCACAGUGUUUUUUUGUUGGAGGUAGGGCAUCUACCACACAUCCCCAUUGAAGUUUUUGGUUGGGGAGUAAUUCCUCAGGUGUAUCUUUCCUUACCGAGGCCAGAAAUUGUGAAUCUACAACCUGAAACAGGUUAUUUAGCCAUCCCAACUUUGACUGAGGAAUACUUAGGGGCUGUAAGCGAAAUAUUUAGUCUCGCCAAUAAAGAUCACGUAAAUACACCUAUGACGGACGGCUGUUUUAACGAUGCUGAUUUACAACGCGAUUGGCACAUUUGCUCGGAUUGGGAUGGUUAUCCUUCGAAUAUGGAUAUUGAUUUAGCAAUUGAGAGAAUGCUGGUGAUAGAGCAUAUUAAAUUGCGCCCAGAAAUUUUAGUGGCAUAUUCCACAAAAACAAAGAUAGGUCCUAUUCCUGGAUUUCUAACAACACCGUAUGUCGUCGAUUUCGGAGUUGUUAUUACGGGUAGCACGGUUCAAUGCGUCGUAGAAGUAAUCAAUUACGGCCCAAUAGUCACGAAGCUGCAUUUAGCCAAGCCCAUAAACUUGCCAAGUUGGCUGGGAUUGAAGUUGUGCGGCAAGUUGAACCCGGGCGAGAGUGGUAAAAUGGAAGUCACUUUCUCACCCAACCUAGAAGAUUUCUAUGAAUUGGAACAAGAUGUUGAAAACACUUUCAAAAUAGAGGUACCUUAUGGAAUCACAAUUCCUGUUAAAGUGAAAGCACUUUGUGCUGUGCCUUACCUGGCAUCAAACGUCGAGGCCAUAGACUUCGGCUCAGUGAGAUGUGGAGACAAAAUAAUAAAUACAAUAUCUUUAAAAAAUGUGGGCAAACCAACAUGUAUCUGGUACGUCACAUUGAAACUUAAAGUUCAAGGACAUAAUCCUAUGACGGUGCUGGAUAAUUCUGGAAAAUUUGAGCCCGGUGAGGGUGGAUGGCUCAGCAUUGCUUUUAAACCAGUCACGGAAAUGGUUUAUGAAGGCAUGUUAUUAUUUCGGUUCCACAUGAAUCCCAGGAAAAUGGCAAUACCAGUAAGAGGGGUUGGCAUUAUACCUCAAGUCCAUGUCAUCGGAGGAAACGUUGCUUUUCCUCCAACACUGCCGUGGGCAGAAACAACUGACAAUUACUUCGGCUUAACUAACCCCUGCCCCUUUCCUAUAGAACUUAUAUUCGCACAUAGCGAUCAAAAGGGCCCUAAAACGCCUAAAACUGGAAAACAAAUAGCAUCGUCCAAAACGGCCACAGAAAUUGUUCAAAGAAAAUUUAGAUCUGAAGCCGAAAUAAUAGCAGAUGAAAUAAAAGCAUUAAAAGAUGACGGCAGAGAUCCACUUAAAGAAUGCUUGGAUGCAUUUGAUCAUCAUAGUUCUAGUAACGAACACGAAGUACAAUCCAAAGGACUCAUUGUUUUUGUUCAUGGUUCUCCGGGUGAAGGUAUAGCAUUUAGGAAUUAAGUAUUACCAGAUACUCAUACCUUUACUGUCCUUUUUAAUGCAUUUGAAAUUUUAGAAUUACAAUCACAAGAAAUGGCAUACACGAUUGGUAUGAGAUUAGGCAUACCGACAGUUAACAUUGAUAUGUGUAUGGUAGAAGCAUUAUGCUGUCUCGAUACUGAAGCCAAAGUAAUAAUAAAGAGUGCGAUGGAAGAAGCAUAUGAAAUAUACAAAAGAAGUAUCGCGAGAGAUGAUGAAGUAGAAAACGAACAUCCUGAAGAAUUAGGCGGUGAAACAGAAGAUGAGUUUGAUGUGGUUUUAACAAAGCUUCAAGCCUUAGCGAACAGUAAAAACAUGACUACACCUCGGUCAAAGGCUGGCGAUAAAAAAAAGAAAGAGAAAGAGAGCAAUGUAGUGGAAGCAAUGGGAUCUACGACGAUGUUUCAACAGGACUUGACACAAGAACUACUGAUAGACUUCUUUGCUCAGCCAAAAUUCAAUCGUGGGUUUGUCGUAGACUCAUUAACGAGUUUUACAUUCAACCAGCCAGCGAUAGCGCUUACAGCAAUUAUUAAAAGUAAGCACUGCAUACAGAACAUACACUUGAUACUGUGUCAAUCAGAAUUUAACAAUUGGGCGCAAGCAUAUGAAGAAGCUCAACGUGAAAACGAAUUGUUAGAAGAACCAGUGGAAAAAGUGUACGAGGAGGCGGAAAUAGUUGAGAUCGUAAAAGAAAUUGAUGAAAUGGAUGGUGACGAUUUUGAAAACUUAACUCCGGAAUUUAAAUCUCUAUAUGUCACUCAUGGUUUGGAUACAAGAAGGAAAAAGUUUUUAGAGAAGACUGGGUAUGUAUAAUUGAAAAGCACAAAAUAACAUUCAAAGUCGGCACUUCUGGUAAAAAGUUCAGUUGAACAGAAAAAGACAAAAAAAGAGGAAAAGGCUGGGAAAAAUACAAGUGAAUACAUGGAAAUGCUUGUGAAAUACAACGAGUAUUACAAAUUUACAUAUGAUAGCUUGAUUACUAUUGCCAAUAAUUGGGUAUUCGAAGAAAGUGCCGUUGGAUUUCCAUUGUACGCUUUAAACGGUCAAAUAUUGGGUAAUGUGCAGAAAAAACCAAAGACGAAGUCGGAAACACAUGUACUGAUGACAUCAUCUUCGACUUCGACUAGUGCAUUUCCCGGUCCGGUUGCGACACUUGAAAACUUAAGUAUGGAAAAAAGUGAAGAGUCAUACUACCCUAGCCCACUGCCACUGCAUAGCUUGAAAACCGUUCCAGCAUCCGCUAAACGCAUUGUAUUGGGGCCAGGAGAUCUGGUGCGGUGCAAGUACUCCUUUAGCCCGCAAUGGGAAGGCCACUUCAGCGUGAAACGGUUCGUGGAGGUCAGCGGGUGGCCGGAGUCGAGGGUUGAUAUUCACGUUACUGGCAUUUGCGACUUGCCGAGAAUAGAUAGCAGACCCAAGAAAAUGUUUGCAAAUUUUGUUAGAAGAGCAAACUUUGAAGACAACGUGUAUAAAAUCACGUAUUUAGAUGACCUUGACUUAUUUGAGUUCGGACCAAUUUUUGUUGGACAAAACAGAAUAUAUGAAGAAGAAUACACAAUUGAUUUAAAGAAUUCUUCAUUGAUCACUGCGGACAUUGUAAUUGAAUUUGCUGAACAGACCAACGUUUUCGAUCUGGACAAAACUUUUAUAAGUCUCGAACCCGGCUGCCGCGGAAAGCUAACAGUCACUGCAGCUCCGUCGGAAGUGGGUGUUCAUCAGAGCGUGCUGCUCUUCUGUGUCAAGGACAACCCUGAGAUCGUCACAGUGAUCAUCCAGUGCAGCGGCGUCGUUCCCAUCUUGGAGAUAUUGCCGUUGACUAAGAAUAUUGAUUACGGGAAGCUUUUAUUAUAUCGGCGAGAAGAUGAUAGAUUUAUUGUUAAAAAUGACUCAAUUUUGCCAAUAAUGUGGAAAGUGCGAAAUGCUGAAGAGUUUGCAGAAGACUUCAUAAUUUCUCAUACAUCCGGGAUCGUGCCCAGAUAUGACAACCAAGUGGUUCCAGUAACAUACAUCGCGUGUAGAGUCGGUGUUAUUUCACACAAGAUAUUGAUCAUAGACAUAUACGACGCGGAGGGACGCGGCAACCCCAUGGUGAUUGACCAGUUACAACUGUCGGCGGAAUGCUACGACGUCAUGGUGGAGUGCGCCUACGAGAACCCGGCCGACACUUGCCUCGACUACGGCAACGUCAAAGUUAACUCCACCUACUCUAAAAUGAUGUUUUUACUCAAUCGCGGCAAAUAUAAUAUUUACUAUAAGUUGAAGAAAGUGAAGAAUUUCCCAGAGCCGUCUCUACUAAGAUCCUUCGAAGUUGUCCAAGAAUGCGGGAUGAUCCCCGUGAAUAUGAAGUUAGUGGCUAUCGAGUUCACGUGCACGCCCACCACGUCCAUGAACCUGGUGAACGUGCCGGUCUACACGUGCUCGUUGCUCGACGGCUCCAAGAAACAAGUCGUGGUCGCCAAGUUCCCUGUUUGCAUCACUCUUGCAUCUUUCUAUAAUACAUUUACUCUUUUUCCAUUGGGCGAGCUUAAUUUCAACAUUAUCCCUAUUGGCACUGCGAUUAUGAAGGACGUCAUAUUAAAUAACACUAGUAAAUGUCCAGUUACUUAUGAGAUUGUUCUGCCAGAGGAGUACCAAACAAGUGCUGACUUAACAGUGAAGGUAAAGGAUAACAAGCUUAAAAAUCCUCCAAUGAAAUGCGGCAACUUUUUAAUAUUGAAUGAAGAUAACUUAAUUGCGCCUGGAACUAGUCGCACAAUUCAAAUGCAGUUUUACGCCAGCGGGCCUGGGAUGUUCAGAGAAACCAUUAACUUUAUAAUAAGUGAUACGUGCCCUGCUGAAGCUUGUGGAGUGCCACUCAGGCUUGUCGGCAUUGGAGCCAUGCCAACUUUAGAUUUUUGGAACACUGAAAACACGUUCCGAGAACAUUUGAUUGUGAAAAGCCUGUCUGAUUAUAAAGUACCAGAGACGUCUCCGCAUUGCGUUUUUGUGGAAAAUUCAGUCACUCUGCACUUUUUCUGCGUGAACGUGAAUACAACGUUCACGGGAGCGAUCGACCUUUACAACAAUGGAUUGGUUGCCUGUGCGCUCUCCAUGAAGCUCCUCACCGAACUGAAUGCCGAGGAGGACAUCUUCUCUUUGGAUAAAUAUGAGACACAUAUAGAACCUUUACAACACAAAUGCUUGCGAAUCAUGUUUAGUCCUAAAGCUUUAAAGGAGUAUCGAGCCAUUUUAGAAAUCAAAUUGAAUCUCCUUAACAACCAGCAACAGUCAUUUAGGGUUUGUUUGAUCGGGGAAGGCGUCAUACCGCGUAUAAAAAUGAUUUGGCCCCCGACGAGACAGUACAAAUGCUCACUACUCCAAAUGCCCGUCACUUGCUUGGGCUCCAUCAGCAGUCGCGAAAUUCGUUUUAAGAACAUAUGUUCAGUAAAAAGCACUGUAAUAUUGAACAUACACCAGUCAACAAUCGAGGAGAGGAAUGUAUUUUGGUUGUCAGCGGCAGUUAUUUCAGAAAAGAAUAUUAUUAAAUGUCGCAAAGAUCAAGACGACACGAGAAUCAAGUUAAGAUUGAAACCGGCCGAACUAGCAGGCGUUAUUGUUCAUUACAACCCCGUCAAAAGAGGGAGGACAAGUUGCGAAAUUCAACUAACCAUUGUUGACAACCCUUACGAGUAUUUUACGGUGUUUUGUGAAGCUGAAGGAUUUAUGGAAGACGUAAUAUUGAUUGGACUUGAAAUGUUGUCGAUGGAUGUUGACUUGGGGGCAAUACAGAAUCUUACAGACACGGAGUCAACUGUCUCGACCAUCGAUAGCAAAAAGAGAGCUGCAAAGAGAAAAGACACUAAAUCCAGUGAAACGAAAAAAACGAGGUCGUUUACCAGCUCGGUGGUCAUUAGAAACGAGCCGGCUUGCCUGAAAUAUAUUUUAGACUUCGGAGGGUGUGAAUUGAGUUACAUACAAAAAAGAUCAGUCAUCAUGGUUAAUAACUCAGAUAAAGUUUACAAAUUUAAAUGGGAAGAAGUCCAAAACUUGUUUGUUAAACCAUCACUAGGAUACAUUUCACCGGCAGAAGAAAAGGACUUAGAAAUUAUGUUUUUCUCGAGUCAACCUGUAGCCGUGAAAAAGGAACUUAUGUUCUGUAAUUUAUCGGCUGUCAGCGACAAUUCCCUAACUCUGGACAUUAAGGGGCCCACGUGGGACAGCAGGCAAACGGUCACCACGUUUGAACAUAAUUGUGAAACGUCUGUAGCUGAAAGAGCUGAGCGAGUUUUGAAUGAACAGGUCAUUGAAUCUCCUCAGGCACCGAUGGGUACUAUUAAAAUGAUAAUAAUGUAUUCUGUUACGACAGAAUAUACUAAAUAUACACACAAUUUGAAGGAGGAAGUUUCACUAAAAGAUACGUUUAUAUACCAGACAAGAAAAUUCGAUUUUAAAGUGACAAACAGUGGUAAAGUGCCGAUGAAAAUUACGUGGACUUUCCAAAUUGACGAAGAUUUCCCUACGACAAUCGACAAAAACUUAAAUAAAAAGCAAGGUGAGGACAAUAAGGACAGUGCGGAUGGCAAGGAACGCCAAGAAGCAGACGCUUCUAAUACUAAAGACUCCAGCAAAGAGACUUUGUUUAGUGAAAGUUUGGAGAGAUGCAGUGUAGACACCUGGUUCGAAGUCAAUUUACCCUUCAAAAUAGAACCAGCCAAGGAAUGCCUCCAGCCCUCGGAAAGUGGAGUUUUCACAGUUACGUUUUCACCUCUUGAUGCUUUCGAGUACAAAGUUUUACUAAAAAGUUCGAUUGAUAAUUUAGAUCCAGAUGAUCAGAAUAUGUUCUGCAAAAUAGUAGCAAAGUCCUUGGUGCCAUAUUGCCACCUGGAUAUAGAAGAGAGCGAUUACCUAACAUCCGGGAGGAGAAAAGAGACAGGAGUUGCUUUGCCACAACACAUCACUGUUAUAGAAUUCAAUGUGCUGGGAUCAGGGUGCUAUAAAAAGUCUUUCAAUGUUAUAAAUCCUACAAGUGAAGCAUAUGAGUUCACAUUCGAAAUGGUGUCUGACAAGAUAGAGCUCUUACCUUUCCACUGCAACACGAUGAAAGGAUACGUGGAAGGCGGUACCUCUUGUGAGGUUACAUUUACCUUCGCUCCCAGUGCACCAGGGGUUUAUGAAUCUCAGUGGAAAUUUUCGAUACAGCAACACAAUAUAUGUAUUAACUUACUGGUGGUUGGCUUGGUUAGAGAGCCCAAUGUAGUGUUUGUGCCCACCAUUUUAAUAGUACGGAACUCUUUGGUGGGCUUCAGUAUCACUGACACUGUGAUGUUGACGAACAAUGAGGAAGAAACCCUAAAAUUCGAGUUUAAGGGUAACUCGCUGUUGAAUGAGUCCGGCAAAACACCCGUGAUUAUGGAGCCGGAGAGUGGAAUAUUGAAGCCUCGUUCGGCGGCGCCGAUCAAAUUUAUUUACACCCCAGUUGAUGAUGGUCCCUUGUCGUUCAAGAUAUUUUGUGCCAUCACUUACAUGACCAAGUAUUUGACGUUGUGCGUCAAUGCUCUAAGUCUCUCAAUAAGACCAAAAGUAACCUACUUUUUAAUCGGCAACGAGCAUGUACUUGAUAGCAAAGCUAUUACAAAUAUACAUUUGGAUCAGACCGCUUCAACAUACACAAGAACGUUGACGUUUAUGAUAACGAACGAGGGUUCAUCGACGUUCUUCUACGAGUGGGGCUACAACAGCUCGGCGGUUAAGAAGUACCUGACAGUGGUGGUUGAGCCGCGAGCGGGGCACGUGGCGCCCGCGAGCCAGGCGGAGUGUACCCUGAGCUUUACUCUCAAAACUGUGCCAGUGCAAGCUUUUCCUGUGACGCUCUACAUUGUGGACGGACCGGAAUACAGUAUACUCCUCCACUCAGAAAUAGAAAAACCAAUGUACCAUUUCUCCUGCAAGGAUUUCGAUUUUGGAAAAUGCAUAAUCAACGCACCGGACAACACGUACAAGAAAACCGUGGCUUUUGUGAACGAUGACAAAGUUCCUAUUCUCCUUGCCUUGGAUUUUGAAACUCUGCCUGAGCUCCUCGUGGACUACAAGCCAGUGCCUGCAAUCCAGCCCAAGGAGCAGGUUAAAGUGAAAAUAUUUUUUCGUCCGAAACAACCGACGGAGUAUGAUUUCCAAAUAAAAUUCUGGGUUAAUUCACUCUGCGAAGAAAUCGUUACUGUUAAAGGAGAAGGUGUAAAGUGCCUUUUCGAUUUAUUCGAAGGGUGCGAAAAGAGUUUCGACAUGGGGCCAGUAAAAGUGGGCUCUAAGAUAGUUCGUCAGAUAGAGGUGAUGAACCACAGCAAAGUGGCCAUAGACGCCAGUUUUAUAUUCAAGGAGAUGUACCCCGUGGUAGAGGACACGCUUCAGUCGGAGGCGACGAGUGUAUGUCUCGAUCCCGGUGAUACUGGUCCUGUGACCGACCAGGGACCUUCGAGAACUCAAAUGGUGAAAAAUUACAACGAUGACAAGAUCCGAAAUCAAAUCGCGAUGGAUAUUCAAAAUGCACUGUCGUCAUUAAAGGUCAUCCCUAAAGAAUGCAAGAUACUGCCUUACAGAAAAAUCCCAUUGAAGAUUCAAUUUAAACCUGUUGGCAUGAUCAGCGAUUUGAACGUUCAGCUGAACAUGAGAGUGCUAAACAUCGAGCGGCCGCUAGUGCGGUUGAGCGGCAGCGCAACCGGCAUGAGUCUGUGUCUCAGCCAGGACUCGCUGCAGUUCGGCCGCGUGCGCAUUCGCGGUUGCAAGAUACUAAAGGUCAUGUUACUGAAUAAAGGGGACUUCGGGGCCAGAUUUUGGUGGCAACCCUUGAUGUCUGACGAGUUUACAAUUUCGCCGAUGCAAGGCCACAUCGCGGCACACACUAACGUGACCUACACGAUUACCUACCGGCCAAAAAGCCACAAUCCGUUUGUCAAAUUAUGGGCUAGCUGCAAUAUCGAGAACUACAAGUCACAGGAGCUAGCCCUGUAUGCCGCCUGCUUGGACGUGGGCGACGUGGCGGCCAAGACCGUGUUCAUGGAGUGUCCGGUGCGAGAGGUCCAGACUAGUUACGUGCCGGUUACGAACCCAACCGAUGGGACAUGGCUGGUGCUAUCGGAGAUGCCUCCCGGACCAUUCUCCACGUUAGCCCAGUGUAACGUCGAACCUAACUCAGUAUUCGACAUCCCGAUCUAUUUCAAGCCGAAAAUUAUGGGAAGACACGAGAACGAAUUGUUAUAUACUAAUUUGGGAGAAGGCGCACUUUUCAUAAGUCUACUUGGCAUAGCGCUGCCGCCGAAUCCUAACGGACUAAUAACCAUCAACGUGGCUGCCAAGGAUGUUCACACGGAGCUUUUGAAGGUUCAUCAUAUCACCGAGUCCCCAGAAUCAUACGUAGUGUCGACGGAGGUAGUGAAGGUGAUCCCCGAUAAGUUCGACGCUUUCUACGAGAUUAAGCACCCGGAGACCGUAAAAGUGUGGGGCGAAACGUGUGCCACGUGCCGCUGGGAUUACGCGUGCUAUGGCGAGUGUGAGAUGCACAUGAAAGUGGUGUUCGUACACAAGGAAACACGCGAGUACCAGUUCUACGAGAUCGUGGCGACUGUCACCCCAAGCGAGAUCGUAGACACGCUGACGUUGACGUCACGGGCGCGCGAAACAGUUCAGCGGGAGAUAAUUGUGCACAACCCGUUAGCCGUAACGGUUACCUUCUUCGUGCGCUGCCAGCAACUGGACUGUCCUAGCACCAUUGAAAUAGGAAGGCAAUCACAGGCGCCACUCGUAAUGUCCUACUCGCCAUUGGUAGUAGGCGAAAGCGAGGAGUACUUGGAGGUUUACAACAAUUUCGUCGGAACAUACAUGUACAAGAUGAUACUGAAGUGCUUGCCGGCCAAAGCGAAGGAGCUAGAGGUAGACACACCGAUCGGCACGCGGGUCCCGAUGAGGCUUCGAGUCCAGAACAGGAGUCCCGUCAAAGCGGUCUUCACAAGCGCAGUCACCCAUCCCUCAAUCACGACUGACAAAGAGUAUUUCCUCGGUCCGUUCGAAAAGGGCAAGUUCCUCGUGUGGUUCGAACCGACCGAAGUUGGGGUUCAGCAAUGCACGGUUUCGUUUGAUUCGCCGGACGCCGGAGAAUUCGUAUAUCACAUAAAGGGAACGGCAAAAGUACCAAAGCCCCAGGGGCCAUUUGAAGUCAAGGCAGGUGGUUUCGCAGCGAUAACAUUCAAAAACGUAUUUAUGGACAACAGAACGUUUAAGAUAUCUAUCGAUAAACAGGAAUUUUACGUUAAAAAUCCUGUCGAAAUAAUACAAUCUAAAAAGGAAACGAAGGUGUUAGUGUACCUGAGCGACAAGUGGGUGGGCGGCGCGCCGACCGGCUGCCUCAGCAUCGAGAGCCUCGAGCCGCCGGAGCCGCGCGCCCAGUGGACUUACUUCCUGCAAGGAAUCCCGUGACUUUUCUAUUGUUUAUUUACUUUCCUAUCGUUAUUAUUUCUUUAUGUUAUAAAUAUAUUUUAGCACGUU